ACUUACUUUCAAAUCUUAAGAAUUUUCUCAAAUUAACCAGAAAUCUUAUCUUACUUACACAAAAAAAACCCCGAAUUAAAUCCUUUUUAUACAAUAUAUCUCCAUCCACACAAAAAAAAAAAAAAAAAUCAAAUAAUUUGUUGUUACAGGGUGUGAUAAUCUUGUGUAUGGGUUUUGAUUCCGUGCUGCCGGCGCCGGUAAGUAAAGAAAGUAAUUAUCCAAUUACCGGCGGUAAUAAUAAUAAUUCGGUGUUAGAAGAAGAAGAAGAAAGCAAUUAUUACAGUAGUAAUAAGGGGAAGAUACGGAAGCCUUAUACAAUUACUAAAUCCAGACAGAAUUGGACUGAUGUUGAACACGACAAAUUUCUUGAAGCCCUUCACCUCUUUGAUCGUGAUUGGAAGAAAAUCGAAGCUUUUGUUGCUUCCAAGACUGCUAUACAGAUACGCAGCCAUGCCCAGAAGUACUUUCUGAAAGUCCAAAAGAAUGGGGCAAAUGAACACGUCCCACCCCCUCGCCCGAAGAAGAAAGCAGCUCAUCCGUACCCUCUCAAGGCCCCAAAACAAGAUGUAUGUAAAGUAGGAGGAACCCAACACCCAGCUGCUGAUAUAAUAAAGAAUGAAGACAUCAUCAUGAAAGAUGCAUCUCUAUGGCCAACACAAGAUGAUGUCAUCAGUAGCAGCAUUGAUAGUGGUACAGGGAUAUGGCCGUCUGGUGAAACAAAUGACAAAAAUGAAGUAAAGCAGAGGAUGUUUGGGAGAGUCAUACCGGACUUCCCAAAAGUCUACAGAUUCAUUGGUGGGAUCUUUGACCCUAAUGAAAGCAAUCACAUGCAGAAGUUGAAGAUGAUGGAUCCAGUGGAUGUUGAGACGGUGGUUUUGUUGAUGAGAAAUCUCUGUGCUAAUUUGAAAAGCCCCCAGUUUGAGGACUAUGCAAAAGAGAUAAUUUCUUCAUAUGAUCCGGGUACUGGGAAAGUUGCAUCAAAUAGCUCAUUUGGUGGUCUCGACGCACUGCCCGGGGACGCAAUUCUGUCUUCAUAGAGCUUUCGAAGGUCGUAUCCAUCGUUUUUUGAACAGCAGGUAGGGUGUACAAAAGCUCAACCUUCCAGUUACAAGAUGUUUUGCAGGUGUGCGUAGGUAUUUUGUUGACUUGCUUCUGGUACAUAUGACUACGGGAAUGGAAAAAACUUCGUAUAUAAGUUUCCUUCUUUUAGUUCAAAAUACGUGCAGAUUUGUCAUCAUAUGUUUUUUAUGGUUUGAUGACAGUUAUUUUGAAAUGGUGUGUUUUGCCUUUGAAAUAAAGGUAGUCUGUGUAUCAUGGUAUGAACGAAUUGGUUAGUUUGUUUGACUUUUUGUGACCGGCUUUUUGUGCAGUCUUUGUUUAUGAAUGUCGAUCAUGUUUUUCA
Messenger RNA from Erigeron canadensis, 1402 nucleotides. RefSeq names its product protein REVEILLE 6. Bases 168 to 1037 code for a protein of 289 amino acids. The record is from RefSeq and is a predicted model, not a curated record. Lineage: Eukaryota; Viridiplantae; Streptophyta; Magnoliopsida; Asterales; Asteraceae. The transcript is spliced from 8 exons. Gene Ontology annotation, molecular function: DNA binding.